Molecule: messenger RNA, 2000 nt
Organism: Anoplophora glabripennis (Asian longhorned beetle)
Lineage: Eukaryota; Metazoa; Arthropoda; Insecta; Coleoptera; Cerambycidae
Product: myogenesis-regulating glycosidase-like
Exons: 12
Coding region: 38-1936 (632 amino acids)
Biological process (GO): carbohydrate metabolic process
Molecular function (GO): hydrolase activity, hydrolyzing O-glycosyl compounds
Source: RefSeq, a predicted model, not a curated record
UGUAAUUUUGCUUCUGAGCAACAAAUCGAAAAAAUACAUGGGGUAUAACUCAAGGGCCAUCUCUUGGCCACUACUAUUUCUAUUAUACAUAAAUGUGCUUCAAAUAAGAUAUGUGGGUGCCAGUCCAGGAUUAUCUCUUGUUCCAAAAGAGAAUGGCAUCGAACUAAAACUAUCCAAGGAUAACACGGAAAAAUUAGUAGGCACCAUUGGGCUAGGUUACGAUUUUACUUCCUCCAAAUGCAUUGGCAGGGCCAACUGUACCAUCGGCCACAUUGUUUUAGAUGUGACGUCAAUAGAAGAUGGCUUCGAAAUCACAUGGACGUCCGAUUCACUCAAAUAUACAUUCAAGGAUUGCUUCGACUUGAAAAAGGCAGAACUAAAUUGGUACGGAGGUCCUCAAAAAUGGAGUCAACCGUGGCCUAUUGAGAAGUUAACCAUCAGCGGAGACCAGCCGUACGUUAUUAAGACUAACAGCUUUGCAGUGGCCGAAAGGUACUGGCUGAAUUCCUUGGGUGCGUAUAUUUUCUUAGACGACAAAGUACCGCUCUUUGUAGAUCAGAAUAACGACGAAGACGGAAAAGUGUGUUUCUCGGCUAUUUCGUACGGACCAUAUAUUAAUAGGACAAGGACGAUUUUAAAAUACGCUAUAGUUGCGCUUGACGAUCCAAAAGACGCUCAUCUCCAUGCCGUUACUAAUUACUUGGGAAAACCCGAAGGAUAUCCGGACGAGAGAAUGGUUAGAGAGCCAAUAUGGACGACUUGGGCUAAAUACAAGAAGGGCAUUAGUGACAAAGUUGUACUUGAGUUUGCCCAAAAUAUAUUGGACCAUGGAUUCGAUGGGGGUCAACUAGAAAUUGAUGAUAACUGGGAGAGAUGUUACGGUGCCCAAGAAUUUAAAAGUACCGAAUUUGCGGACAUCGUAAACACAGUUAGCAAGUUGAAGCAGAUGAACUUCAGAGUUUCCCUGUGGGUUCAUCCUUUCGUUAACAGUUACUGCGAAAGUGUAUCAUCCUAUGGAAUUGAAAAGGAUUUCUUCGUGAAGAAUAUCACUGGACACUCAAUAGGUUCCUGGUGGGACGGCACUUCAGCACGUCAGAUCGAUUUUACGAAUCCGCACGCAGCCAGAUGGUACGCCGCUAGGCUCAACAAACUUAGAAAUAUUCCAGGAAUAGAUAGUUUCAAAUUUGAUGCUGGAGAAAUCGAUUAUUCGGCACAGCCGGCUACCUAUCCAAAUGUUGACCAAGAACUGAUACCAAAUAUCCUUACUGGAAGCUAUUUAAGACAUUGUGCUAAAUUCGGGAGGCUCAUUGAGGUUAGAACUGCUUGGAGGACCCAGGACUUACCAAUGUUUACCAGGAUGCUUGACAAGGAUUCUGUUUGGAACAUAAAUAACGGUCUACACUCACUUAUCACAACUUUACUGCAAAUGAACAUGAAUGGUUAUCCAUUUGUCCUACCGGAUAUGAUUGGAGGCAAUGGCUACAGCACUACGCCGUCCGUAGAACUGAUCGUCCGAUGGACUCAGGCCAAUGCCUUCAUGCCAUCUAUGCAGUUCAGUUUUCUGCCCUGGGACAUCGGUACUAGCGAGACGAAUUCAGCAACCGUAGUAAAAAAAUUCGUGGACCUACACAAAAAUUAUUCCUCGCAAAUCAUAGAAGCUAUGCAGGCCAGUGUAAAGAAUGGAAGUCCUGUAAAUCCUCCCAUAUGGUGGAUUGACCCCACAGAUACCAUAGCGUUAGCUACAGAUGAUGAAUUCCUUCUUGGUGAGAAUAUACUUGUGACACCCGUGAUAACAGAAGGAGGAAUAUCAAGAAAAGUGUAUCUGCCAAAAGGUACAUGGAAAGAUGGCAACAGCGACGCGACGUACGAAGGACCGACCACUAUUGAAGACUAUUCUGCUCCACUUGAUACUUUGCCGUAUUUUAUAAAGCAAUGAUGAAUCUAAUUAGAAUUGUAUUGUUCUGACUUUAGUAUAAAUUAAAUCUUACAGAGAAAUUUAA